Populus euphratica (Euphrates poplar) is the source of this 1218-nucleotide messenger RNA. RefSeq lists its product as uncharacterized. Gene Ontology annotation, molecular function: protein folding chaperone. The coding region runs from base 331 to 1008 and encodes 225 amino acids. The transcript is spliced from 5 exons. Lineage: Eukaryota; Viridiplantae; Streptophyta; Magnoliopsida; Malpighiales; Salicaceae. The record is from RefSeq and is a predicted model, not a curated record. Gene Ontology annotation, biological process: ribulose bisphosphate carboxylase complex assembly.
GAGAAUUUUGGACCUCAAAAUUUUGUUUGGUCAAGACUUGUCACACCUUCUAAAGAACACGCCUUUUACAUCCUUCACACUUUACUAGCGCCAUUAUACCUCUCUCUCUUCAAGCACCCUCCUAAUUCUCUUUCCGUUCAUGAAUCUUUGACUACAAACGUGUAUCUCCUAUUUUAUUGGAUACCCAUUCGCACUUUCUUCAUUUUUGUUAUUGGGUAUCUUUGUAUUUUAUACAUUAACACCAAAGAAUAUCAAGCUCAGCCAUAAUCUUGAUUAGGGUAUUGAUAUACUUCUGAAGGAUUCCCUUGAGCUGAGAUUCGACGGAGAGAAAUGGUGGGAGCUUUAUCUGUAAUGGGCUCAUCUGUGGUGGAUCCACACACUAGUCCAUGUUUGUGUUUGGAUUCGCUGCCCACAACUAAUAUUGGUCUUAAGAACAGUGGAGAAUUGGCUUUGCAGAGGAGUUCAAUGAAGAGAAAGCAGUUAACAAGGCCAGGAUCAUUGGAACUGGGGAGUUCUUUCGUGGACUCAUGGCAUGAUUGGAGGCUCUCAUCAAAAGCUAUUUCAGGAAUCGUUAGUAAGAGCUCAAGGAAACAGAGAAAGGAUAGGGGACUUGUGAUUGUCAGCGAGUUGGCGGGGCAAUAUGAGGAUAGUUUUGAGGAUGUCAAAGCGCAACUACUCAAUUAUUUCACAUACAAAGCUGUAAGGACUGUGCUUAACCAGCUCUAUGAGAUGAAUCCAACGCAAUAUACAUGGUUUUAUAAUUUUGUUGCGCAUAAUAAGCCAGGAGAUGGCAAGCGUUUCCUUCGCGCUCUCGGGAAGGAGAAGCAGGACCUUGCAGAAAGAGUGAUGGUCACACGCCUUCACUUGUAUGGGAAAUGGAUUAAGAAAUGUGAUCAUGCUGAGAUAUAUAAAGAAAUCUCUGAUGAUAACUUGGAGUUGAUGCGUGAACGGCUCAAAGAGACUGUGAUAUGGCCAUCAGAUGACACAAACACAGAGAAGAUUGGCUGAAGGGAUGCAGAUUUAUCUUCGUUUUCUCUUUCUGUCUGCUGUCGUGUUUUUAGUGCAGGUUUAUCUUGGGUUCGAUAUCAACCCGUUUGGUUCCAAAGAUUGUCUUCUUGAUACUAUUAUUUUUCUCCUGUUAACAAGACAUGAUAAAUAUAUUGUAUAUAGACAUUACUCAUCAGUCUAGAUAGCAUAAAAAAGAAGGAUUUAAAUUAA